Molecule: messenger RNA, 1147 nt
Organism: Mastomys coucha (southern multimammate mouse)
Lineage: Eukaryota; Metazoa; Chordata; Mammalia; Rodentia; Muridae
Gene: Tspan31
Product: tetraspanin 31
Exons: 6
Coding region: 129-761 (210 amino acids)
Cellular component (GO): membrane
Source: RefSeq, a predicted model, not a curated record
UGCAGGCGCAGAGAAUUGGUUUGGGUGGCUUGAAUUUAAAGCGAUAGACGCUGUUGGAGUCCUACAAGACGGUCCUCAAUACCCUCCCCACAAAUCUUGGGACCAUUUGAGUCCCCAGAUCUGGGGAGAUGGUUUGCGGUGGAUUUGCCUGUUCCAAGAAUGCGCUGUGUGCUCUCAACGUGGUUUAUAUGCUCGUGGGCUUAUUGCUCAUUGGCGUGGCUGCCUGGGGCAAGGGCCUCGGUGUGGUGUCUAGCAUCCACAUCAUUGGAGGAGUCAUUGCUGUGGGAGUCUUCCUUCUCUUCAUUGCGGUGGCAGGACUGGUGGGCGCCGUGAACCACCAUCAAGUGCUGCUCUUCUUUUAUAUGAUCAUCCUGGGUUUGGUCUUCAUCUUCCAGUUUGGAAUCUCUUGCUCAUGUCUGGCUAUUAACAGAAACAAACAGGCAGAUGUCAUCAGUGCUUCAUGGUGGGUCUUGAGCAACAGUACCCGGCAUGAAUUGGAGAGAAGUCUCGACUGCUGUGGCUUGUUCAACCUUACAACCCUAAGCCCACAAGACGACACUUCCUGUAGUGCAAUGUGCAAAACUAGGAGUCCUACGUGCCAGAUGUGUGGGGAGAUGUUCCUUAAACAUUCAGACAAAGCCCUCAAGAUCCUAGGAGGUGUUGGGCUCUUCUUUAGUUUCACAGAGCUCCUUGGUGUUUGGCUAGCAAUGAGAUUCCGGAAUCAAAAAGACCCUCGAGCCAACCCCAGUGCCUUUCUAUGAGCCUUUUGAUCUCCCAGGUAGCAUCUCUGCAGCCUAGGCUGGAUCCUCCUGCCUCAGCCUCCUGCUGGCAUUACAGGUGUCACCACACUCAGCCAGCCCCUGGAUCCUCCUGCCUCAGCCUUGCCAUCUCCCAGCUUUUUAAAUACCCCCAAUUCUUGAAAACCUUUGUUUUAGAGAAAAUAGGUCCCUUACCUCACCCCCAAGAACUGAUCAAGAGGUGGCUAGAAGUAUGUCUGUGUAUUUUGGUGGGAAUCAAAUGGUGGAAGGGGGAGGCCUCUAUGCCUCUCCCUAAGAGGGUAACUUCACUGUUUUCCCUCCCUUCAAGACCCUUGCCUCCAAGGAACAGCCAGUUAUAACCCAGGGCCUCACAAGGACUGGGCAAGUAC